Messenger RNA from Eutrema salsugineum, 1404 nucleotides. RefSeq lists its product as uncharacterized. The coding region runs from base 65 to 1165 and encodes 366 amino acids. NCBI's taxonomy places the organism in Eukaryota, Viridiplantae, Streptophyta, Magnoliopsida, Brassicales, Brassicaceae. The record is from RefSeq and is a predicted model, not a curated record. The transcript is spliced from 10 exons.
AGGCCCAAAGUUUUACAAUUGCUAAACUAAGCCAGCCAUUCUCCGAGCUUGACACGGCGAAGUCAUGGCGGCGGAGACGGAGUCACAGUACCUUCAUGUCCUCUCUGCUUUCCUCGCCAUGGAACCGGUGGACUCUGUCAUCGCUCUCGCGAGAGGUUGUACAGGAGGAUUAAUUACAGAAAGUGCCCAGAGAUUUUUCUGGGAAAUGUGCGUAAAAGCUGCUGCGAAUGGUAACGCAUCAUAUGCGAAAAAGUUACUGAAGAAACUCAUAAGUGAAGUUGAGUUGGACAAUGGUGAAGUAUUGGAUGAAGUGUAUGAAGAGUAUGCUCUUUACAUGUCGGCGGCUUCAAAGGAAUAUGCAUUGGUGAAAGAAAACACAAGGAUCACCAAAUUCAUCUCUUUUCUUUUCCCAGAAGGUUUAUACAAACAUCCAAGUUGUCCAAGUUCAAGGAAAUUAGUUGUUCCGCUGCAAUGUUCAUUGAACAUGCUUGAAGGAGAUACCGGGUGUUCCAUCUGGCCAUCAAGUCUGUUUCUGUCAGAGUUUGUUCUGUCUUUUCCAAACUUAUUCGCCAAUAAAUCCUGUUUUGAGGUUGGUUCUGGAGUUGGUAUGGUCGGAAUUUGCCUUGCACAUGUAAAGGCAAAAAAGGUGAUACUAACAGACGGAGAUCUCUUAACUCUUGUGAACAUGAAACGUAAUUUAGAGAGGAAUCACUUAAACUAUGAUGACGAGUUGCUCAAACAAACCGGAGAAGCUCAGAGUACAGUAGUUAAAUGCAUUCAUCUUCCGUGGGAAACUGCAUCGGAAAGUGAACUGAGCGAAUAUCGUCCAGAUGUCAUUCUAGGCGCAGAUGUAAUCUAUGAUCCGUCAUGUCUACCUCAUCUUCUUCGGGUUCUAGUAGCUCUUUUAAGGAGACAACCCAAAAGAGACAAAGUCUCUCUCGAGACUGGAGACACGGCACAGCAAGGACGCAGCCCCGUGGUGGCUUACAUCGCAUCUGUGAUCCGCAAUGCAGACACUUUCAAUGCGUUCUUGACACUUGUGGAUCAAAUGGACCUUUCCAUCACGGAUGUAACUACAGAACUUAGCCCUCAGUUCAGGCUUUUACCGUAUAUGCAUUCGUAUGACCGCUCAAGUGUCCGGCUCUUCUCCAUAUCCUCCAGAUAAUGUGUUUCUAGCAGAAGAAGCAGUUUAGUUUCUUUAAGAUUGAAACUGAAGAUUCUUGGACUGUUAAUCGAAACUUUUUUUCUAGAUGGUAGUUGGUUGGUGAACGCUAGUACUGGCCGCUAUAAACACAUCUACAGUUUCUAGCAUCUAAAGCUCAUUUUGCUGAGUUUGGAUUUGAGGAAAAGAUAUCAUCCUUGUAAUCUUCUUCAAUUAUUUAUGUAACUGUUCCUUCUUUUUUU